CCCUAAUCAGGGCCCUACUCCUACUCCGGCCUGGGCCCCGGCCUCCGGUAGUGUAGGCAGAACUGCUACAUCUCCCGAUCUUGGCAGAGUGGCCUUUCCAAGUUGUUUGGAAUAAGUGUCCUGUGAGGCCCAGUGCAGCCUUCCCAGCCAUCUGAGCAAGGUGCUUCAGCUCCAGAACCUAUUGAAAGUCUGCAGGAAUAUUAUACUCAUCUAUGUAUCGAAAAGUCCCAGAAAGUUAAUUCUUUUAUAUUGCAUAUACUCAAAGGAGUGGAUAAAGAAAUUGAAAAGGGAUUGAAAGGAAUAACAUUAAACAUUGCUGGUAAUAAUCCCUCAAUGCCAGUGGAAAGAGUAACAGGCGACGAUUUUUUUAUUCUUUCCAAAACUUUAGAGAAGAAUCCAUAUAUUAAUGGUUUGGAUGUUAGAUACAACCUCAUUAGUGACGUUGGUGCAUACCAUGCUGCAAAACUGCUUCAGAAACAAUACAAUCUCAUUUACAUAAACCUUAUGUUUAAUGAUAUUGGGCCCAAAGGUGGAGAACUGAUUGCUAAAGCGCUACAUAAGGAUACAACUCUGAAAUACCUAAGAAUGACUGGAAACAAGAUUGAAAAUAAAGGUGGAAUGUUUUUUGCUGCAAUGCUACAAAUUAAUUCAACCUUAGAGAAGUUAGAUCUGGGUGAUUGUGAUCUGGGAAUGCAAAGUGUGAUAGCAUUUGCUACAGUCCUAACUCAAAACCAAACAAUUAAAGGAAUAACCCUAAACCGACCUAUACUGUACGGAGAACAGGACGAGUCCACAGUUCAUCUAGGCCACAUGUUAAAGGAAAAUCACUGGCUUGCUGAACUACACAUGAGUAAGCAUGAUGUGAAAAACUGUGGUCUAAAACACUUAUGUGAUGCACUGUAUCUGAACAGAAGCCUGCGCUACCUUGAUGUCAGCUGCAAUAAAAUAACUCAUGAUGGAAUGGUGUUUUUGGCUGCUGUACUGAAAAGCAAUACUACCCUGGAAGUAAUAGAUCUUUCUUUUAAUAGACUGGAAAAUGCAGGAGCAAAGAAUCUCAGUGAAACUCUCACUUCACACAACAGGAGUCUCAAAGCGUUGUCAGUAGUCAGCUGCAGCAUAGAGGGAGAAGGACUUGUUGCACUUUCACAAUCAAUGAAAACAAAUCCCAUACUCUCUAACAUCUAUAUUUGGGGAAACAAAUUUGAUGAGGCUACAUGUAUGGCAUAUGCAGGCUUAAUUCAAAUGGGCCGUCUAAAACCAGACAAUACAGACGUGGAACCAUUUGUGGUGGAUGGACAUGUGUAUCUUGCUGAAGUCUCCAAUGGCCUUAAAAAGCACUAUUACUGGACACCAACUUAUGGAAAUGCUCUCUGUCACUCAUCUAAUGCCGGUUUUAGUCUUGUACCAGUAGGUCAACAGCUAUGAAAACAGCUCUAAAGUAAUUUUCACACAUUUUUUUUAUUACGUUCACAGAGAUUAAUAUUUUAUUGCCUAUUUCUUUCAUAAAUUAUAAUAAAUUACUCUUGUCCAAUAUGUAAAAGAUAUGAUUAUAUUAAACUUUGUGUAACUAUCCAUU
Molossus molossus (Pallas's mastiff bat) is the source of this 1576-nucleotide messenger RNA. It is a transcript of the gene LRRC34, whose product is annotated as leucine rich repeat containing 34. The transcript has 12 exons. Bases 334 to 1425 code for a protein of 363 amino acids. NCBI's taxonomy places the organism in Eukaryota, Metazoa, Chordata, Mammalia, Chiroptera, Molossidae. Gene Ontology annotation, molecular function: protein binding. The record is from RefSeq and is a predicted model, not a curated record.